AUGAAGUUCCUGUUAUGCACAAUACUAUUGCAAUAUACAAAAGAAGUCAAAUUUGUUCGAACGAUAGAAGCUAUAGGACUACCCUAUUAUAAGAUUUCUUUAAAACUAGGAACUUGCCAAGAACGUAUUCUCUUCUCCGAACAUAAAGCUUGGCCAAUCGCUCGUAUGAAUAGAAUCAUGGAUAUAUAUUACAAAAGUGAAUUCACAGUAUCCAGCGUGGAAAUAAAGUUAGUAAUCAAUGACACGGACUGUUUAGGGUCGUCUAAAUCCGGUGUGGGUUCUCCAGAAUUCACAGCAACAAUAUUUUUAGCGACUAAUAUGGCUGUUUUAUUUUAUAGUUUAACGAUAUACACAUGUAAUCAUAAUUACAAUAUGGUUUCUAAUGAGGAAGGCUUCGUAUCUAAUUUACUUUUUUAUACUAAACUGAGACCGUCAGAAAAACCAAAUAUUUUAUAA
This is a messenger RNA of Nymphalis io (European peacock), 456 nucleotides long. RefSeq lists its product as uncharacterized. The record is from RefSeq and is a predicted model, not a curated record. The coding region runs from base 1 to 456 and encodes 151 amino acids. NCBI's taxonomy places the organism in Eukaryota, Metazoa, Arthropoda, Insecta, Lepidoptera, Nymphalidae. The transcript has 4 exons.